Macadamia integrifolia is the source of this 3011-nucleotide messenger RNA. RefSeq names its product putative disease resistance protein At1g59780. NCBI's taxonomy places the organism in Eukaryota, Viridiplantae, Streptophyta, Magnoliopsida, Proteales, Proteaceae. Gene Ontology annotation, biological process: defense response to other organism. Gene Ontology annotation, molecular function: ADP binding. The record is from RefSeq and is a predicted model, not a curated record. The transcript has 3 exons. The coding region runs from base 121 to 2901 and encodes 926 amino acids.
GGGUUCCAUCUUCCAUGUCUAGUGAGGAAGGUUUGAAAAGGCUGGUGAACACAGAAGAAAAAGGAAAAGCUGCUGAGGCUUCAAACAAAUAUCAAAUUUGGAUUUUGGGUAGGAAAAAACAUGGCUGCAAGCAUCUUUUCCAUUGCACAGAAAUUAGCUUUGAUGAUAUCAAAUGAAUAUGAUUUCCUCUCCGACGUUCCGGAUCAAGCCCAAUCGCUAUGCAAGGAGAUCAGUUUGAUGACUUCCGCUUUGCAAGAUGCCAGUGAGAAACAUCGAACAAGAAAUGAGGUGAAAGAAUGGCUGAACCAGGUUAGAGAUGUUGUCAUGGAUGCAGAGGAUGUGAUUGACUUCUUUAUCUAUGUAGCACAGCGACAACGGCACAGAAACAUCUUAACUAGGUACACUAUCUGCUACCCCAAUCAACUAUAUCAUCUCCAUCAGUUAGGGAAGAAAAUGGAAAAUUCCAUUAAAAAGAUGAGCCAGCUUUCAGUUAGGAGAUCUACUUUGGGGCUUGCAAUUUCAGAGGAAGGGGAAAGUUCAGUCGGUAGUAUGAUAUCGAAUGAACUAGACCAGUUGCCUUUUCGACGACGUCGGGGAGAUCUUGUCCAAGAAUUCUCUAUCAUCGGAUUCGAAAAGGAAGAGGGAGAUAUAGUACAGAAGUUGCUGAUACCCAUAGAGUCCCCGCGGCCAUCUCCUAGUGUUGUUUCAAUAGUAGGAAUGGGCGGUAGUGGCAAAACCACCCUUGCUAGAAAAAUCUACAAAAGGAAUGAUGUCAAGAGCCACUUUCAAAUAUGUGCCUGGAUUUCUGUCUCUCAACAAUACAGUAUAAAAGAUCUUCUCCAUGUUAUCAUGGAACAGAUCAAGCCCCUCACCCCUGAGGAGAAGAAGGAGCUAAAUGUUGAAAGCCUGAUGCAUAGGCUAUCAAGCCAAUUGAAAGAAACAACCUACUUAAUUGUAUUCGAUGACUUAUGGAGGCCUAAAGACUGGAACUUGUUGAAACAAGCCCUUCCAGUUCAGGGAGAUGACUUUCAAAGCAGGGUGUUGGUUACCACUCGCAAUGAAAUCGUAGCUAGAUGUGCAGAUCCCUCCGUAACUCCCUUUUUCUUGCGCCUUUUGGAUGAAGACGAGAGUUGGAAGCUCUUCCUCACAAAGUUGAUGAUCGGUUGCCCAGAAGAUUUGGAGGAUUUGGGACGGCAAAUUAUUCACAAGUGUCAUGGAUUGCCAUUGGCCAUUGUAGUAUUAGGCGGUCUCUUAUCCAUUAAACCGAGGACACAUAAUGCUUGGUCCAAGGUUCUUGAUAGCGUAAAUUGGGAGCUGAAUCAGAAUGAAAGGAAUUGCAAACAAGUAUUGGCUCUGAGUUAUACUGAGUUACCAGAUCAUUUGAAGCCUUGUUUCCUCUAUUUAGGUCUUUUCCCAGAAGACUAUGAGAUUUGGCGUAAUAAAUUGAUCUGGCUAUGGGUGGCUGAAGGUUUCGUACAACCAAGGGGACAUUUGACGAUGGAAGAUGUGGCAGAGGAUUAUUUGGAGGAGCUCAUUCAAAGAAGCCUGAUUCAAGCACCAGUACGACUUUAUGAUGACCGUGUCACAUAUUUCCGUAUCCAUGAUCUUAUCCGAGAUCUAGCAAUUUCAGAAGCCAAGCAAGAGAGAUUUCUUGAAGUUCUUGGGAGUGCUGAUCAUAGUUUGAUUUCCACAAAUAAAUCCCGUCGGCUUUCGCUCAUUGAACACACUGGAGGAAUGCGUGGUAGUCCAGCUGCUGCUCUAAACCAAGGUACUACACCAAAUAAUCUCCGUUCCUUAUUUUGCUUACAUUCUAAGGGGAACAUGGAGAUGAUCAAGAAGUCUUCUUAUGGAGCCAUGAAACUGCUUAGAGUCUUAGAUCUACAGGGUGUAAAAUCUAUAUCAAAUAGCUUGCUCAAGCAGAUUGGGAAACUCAUCCUCCUUACGUACUUGAACUUACGUGGCACCAACAUCAAAGAGCUUCCAUCUUCAAUAGGAGACUUGCGAAAUCUACAAACUCUCAAUUUACGAUAUACUCGUCUUAGACAGCUGCCUAACACAAUAAUGAAACUGAAACAGCUUAGAAAUCUUGUUUUCUCUUCUUCACCUCACGAUGGAAUCCAGAGCUUCGAUUACCCUCUUGAUCAAAUGAUGGACUUGCAGAUACUAAUGCUAAAUGAAGGCAAAUGGAUUGACAGUAGCCUCGAAAAGUUGACUAAUCUGAGAGCUUUAAGUAUAGAUUCAUCUGGAAGUAUGUCUCCAUACAAAGAGGUAUUGUUAAAUGCCCUCCCCAGAUUGAACCACCUUCGAUGCCUUCAACUCAAAGACUGGACACGGAUCGGAGGCAAUGAGGCAGUAGUCCUUCCUGUUUCAUUUUCUGGCCACUUGGAGCUCCAUCAUAUGGAUUUGCUCGGAAUAUCUGGAAUCCUAGAUUUUCCCCCAAAUCUCACCACCUUAUCAUUUAAUUCACCUGGUGGACAAGGGAUAGAAGAACUGAUGGUGAACCUAAAGAAGUUACCCAAACUAAGGUGCCUCGACUUGACUAGUGUUGAUGAUCUUGGAUCCAACGUCAUUUUCUCUGCUGAUGGGUUUCGUCAACUUGAGGAAUUGGUGCUAAUGUACUUAGGGUUCACAGUGGAGGAAGGAGCAUUACCAAACCUUAGGGUUUUAAAUAUUAUAGGCAGUGAUGAGUUAAAAAGGCUUCCAUGUGGGUUGAAACAAGUGGUCACUCUUCAGGAACUUACCUUGGGAUUAAUGUCAGAUGAGCUUCAAGACAGGGUUCGAAAAGAUGCAGGAGAAGAUUGGGAUAUUAUUAAACACAUACCCUCCAUUAAGAUUGAUGAAUCUAAACAUGGUUUCAUCCUUCCCAACGCUUGUCAAUAUGAUAUUGAUUCUUGGUGUUGACCCAUUGAUUCUUAUGAUUCAUUUCUUUUGUAUUUACUACUGUCCAAGGACUGGGUGAUAAAGUUUUAUUCUGAAUAUAAUAUCCUUAGUUUUUCUAUGCAAUAAUAAAA